AUGUGUACAUAUUGGAGAAUGAGAAUAAAAGUAACAGGACAGAGUGAAGCUUCUUGACUCAAAAGCAGGUUAUUAUUUAGUGGCCCGGCUCAGUGUUUGUACGGGAUGGACUCUAUUAUGCACUUUUGAUCUGAAAUGGACACGGAGAGGUGCAAAAUAAGAGAGUGGAGUGAGAGAGCAGAGAAUAUGGUCUCGUGACGUAACACUGGCCGCGGACGUUCUGAUAGCCGCGCUUCUGCGCGCGUGUUUGUGUUUUUUUUUUUUUUUUUUUUUUUUUUUUGUGCGCGCGCAGUUCGUGAUUAGAUCCGGGCAAAGCAACGCAAACUAUCAUCACCGAUGCAUACCUAAUACAUGCGCCAAAUAAAUAAAUAAAUAGACAGCAAUAACCAACGAUGAGCGUCGCAACCGCCGCAGCCUGUCUGAUCGUCGCUGCCUUUAGCUUCUUCCUGUUUGACAGCAAUGUGUGGUCAUCGCUGCUCGGUGUCUCUCUUACAGAAAACCCAUCCAUGCCCGAGCCGGGAGCUUCACCGCGGCGGAGCCCGCAGGGAGUCCCCUACACCGACCUGCAGCACAUCGUCAACGCCGACGGAUUGCACCUGUUCUGCCGCUACUGGGAGCCCGCCGGUCCUCCAAGGGCUCUGGUGUUUAUAGCUCAUGGAGCUGGGGAGCAUAGUGGGCCAUAUGAGGAGAUUGCACAGAGACUGAGGGAACUGUCCCUGCUGGUGUUUGCGCACGACCACGUUGGACACGGUCAAAGUGAAGGUGAGAGGAUGAACAUCAAAGACUUUCAGAUUUACAUCAGAGACUCCCUGCAGCACAUCGACCUAAUGAAGUCCCGCCAGCCUGACCUGCCUGUCUUCAUUGUGGGCCACUCCAUGGGUGGUGCUAUCUCAAUCCUGACAGCCUGUGAAAAACCAAAUGAUUUUGCUGGAGUGGUUCUGAUAGCACCGAUGGUCCAGAUGAACCCAGAAUCGGCAACUCCAUUUAAGGUUUUUGUAGCGAAGCUCUUGAACCACAUGCUGCCCAGCCUCACUCUGGGCUCCAUCGAGUCCAGAUGGGUCUCACGGGACAAGAAACAGGUGGAGGCAUACGACAACGAUGAGCUGAACUAUCACGGCAGGUUACGGGUGUCAUUCGGCAUCCAGCUGAUGGGUGCGGCAGAACGAAUCGAGAGGGAGCUCCCAUCCAUCACCUGGCCCUUUUUGCUCCUUCACGGUGACAGUGAUAAGCUCUGCGAUAUCAGAGGCUCCAAGAUGAUGCAUGAGAAAACUGCAAGUUCAGACAAGAAAUUAAAGAUAUAUGAAGGAGGCUACCAUGCCCUACACCACGACCUGUCUGAUGUAGCUGAGUCCGUGCUGAAGGAAGUGACCAGCUGGAUCUCAGAGCGACUUCCCGAUUCGACAAUGCCAUCACAGAAAGGCUUGUAGAUUUGUAACUUGCACAACUGGGUCAGCGCUCCAAGGAAACUCCCAGCUUUGUCCGAACAGGCCUGCUCACUUUUCUGUAGUCUGUAAGACGUACUGCACUGUCCUGUCUGGGAGUCAAAUUCCAGCAUUUACAUGAACAUUAUUUUCCCUGUAUGAAAGGUUUAUUAACUCUAUCCUUUGGGCAUCUAUUGUACAAAAAAACAAACAAAAAAAAGACUAUCUUUAUCUUUUGAAUACUUAUCAAUCAGACCACUGUUAAAAAAUGAAAGUCUUAUUCUAGAAACUCAGCAGCAGUAGUCAGUUUCCCAGCAAAACCUUCGAUCAGGAAUGUGCCUCAUGUGCUCCAGCCAGCAGGUUUAUCCAAUUAUUUUUUCAUAAUCUCUAUGGGGCUGCUUUUUAGUGCAGCUUAAAUAACAAUACACUAUGGUUCUAAGUGCAAUAAUAACCACCUUUCCUAUUCCUCGUUUACAAAAUAGGCCAGAUCUUUUAAGUGCUAACAAUGAAAUAAAACAGAAUAACUUAAUCUACAGAGGACCAAUUUCUUUUUGCUUAUUUGCCAUUCAGUUGCAGGUCAAAGGUCAGGAACGUCUUGAGCUGCUGUCAAAUCAGUGCUAGGUUGGACGGCUUGAGAGAAGCUGUCAUCUCAGACUUACUCUAGUUUUUUACUCUUAACUCUCUGACCCAUCUGUUUGGCCUCUUCAACAAUAAGCACUCUGUAUUAAUAGCAAAUCCAGUCUACUUCCUCCUCAUGUCUCUUUUGUUUGGUCUGGGGACAGAUGGUUGGCCUAAAGGCAGAUGGUUGGCACUGCUACAUUAUAUGAAAAUGCAGUAUAACCUAAUAACUAUUCAUCAGGAAUGUUUUUUUACUAAUCAGUUGAGUGUUUUAAGGUAUAUUGUAUAUAAAGAGAUAUUUUUCUUUUUGAGCCUAAUGAGAGCUUCUCAAGCAAGUCAGUUAUUUACUGAAUGAUUUUUCAUACUUGACUUUUCUGUGUGGGAUGAAACAAAUUAACCAGGUAAAGCUGUCAUCACUCUCUCUGCAGGUGGGAAUUAGCAUGUGAGACUAAAAUGUCAAAUGUUUUCUCCCUUAUUUGCCCUCUGACCUUUAAGGUCAAUGUUGAUUUCAUUGUUAGAGCUGUUCUGGAUCUAUACAUUCAUUAAGGUAAAACUGCAACAACAGGGCCCAGCUGGAAACUGAGAGAGUAGGAUCAAUAAUAAAAUAAAAUAUUAAAGGCUUUGGAACAGUAGUUAUGCCCUCAGUUUGGGGGAUGAAUAGCUGAUAUUAAAAAUGGAUUUUAUGCCAAAUAGCUGCAUGUGCAGGAACCUCAUCUCGAGGUAGUGACAUAAAUCUUGUCUCUUUUGUUUUCUACCUUCUCUAAUAGCAAUGUGUCAUACCUGAAUUCAGCAUUGGCUUCAAUAGGUUAGCAAUAAUAUCACAAUGGCUUUUAUAUUUGAUAGAUCAUUAAUUAUUGGCCAGAUGGAUUUGUACUGAACCCACCAUUAUUUAUUGUCACAUAGACUGUAAUUACUGACUGCAGCUACUUAAUUUUUUCCUCCUCAUGUAGCACAGGAAGAUUUUUACACUUGCACCAAACAUAUUAGGUAGACAAAUAUUGUGAAGUUUGUGUUAAUUCAGACCUUAAGCUAGCUGUUGAUACAUCUGCAGCAUUCAUGUGUGUCCUAUGGAAGAUAAUUCAAAUGGGGAAAUAAAUUGUGUGUUUUAUUUAUUUAUUUAUUUUUUUCUUUUUAAUCACCUAGAGUUCAAAGAAACUCAUGCAGAGAAUAGAGGGGCUAAUGGUAUAAUGGUGUGGUAUCCAUGGUGACCAGUAGUCAUGUGUAACCACGGUAGCAGUCCAGCAGCAAGGGUCUUUUUUCUGUCUCUCUUUUUUUAGAUGUUUUUCAUGUUGGAUCACCAGGGUGAUCCCAACAAGACAGAUAGAAUGACACAAAUUUCUGACUACCAUGUGCUUCUCUCCCAUGUUUCAUUGCCCCGGUGUAUUUGUUUUCCUUUUUUUUUUACCAGUUGCAAGUGGUAAUCAGUGCUCCACAUCUUGUCCAUCACAUACAUUUUGUUCGGCUAGAGAUUGAGACAUUUUGUACUGUGAAAAACAUUUUUUGGGUGAAUAAAAGAAAAGAGACAGGCUAAGUUAAAGGAACUAGAAAAUCUGUAUUUCUACAGGCUUUUGAGGAUAUUGUGCAUGAAAAAAAUAUCUUAAUAUUUUACUAGGAGUGCAGAUAUAGAUGAAAAAAAAAUAAUGUAUUCAUGAUUCCCAUCUGGAGUCAGACCCUUAACCCCUACCAGGACUGCAAGCACUUCAGACACAAUCUACUCUUGAUUAGGCUGCAGCAGACACGGCACACAUAAAGGCUGCACAGUCUCAGUUGUAUUCAAACUCCUAAUGGCAUCCCCGCUGAACCACAUCAACACUACAAUGAUUUCUACUGGCAGUGUAAUUUCACAAGCUCUACCUGUCAGACAAACAUGCGUGUAUAUCACUGCUAUCAUUAGCUCUGGGGGUGGAGAGAUAUGGGUAUACAGAGGGAUGAUAAGAAAGAGAUGAGAACCAGACAGUAACCAUGGCAGCCACCCAUUUUCUUUUCCUUAUCAUCAAAAUCACCCAAUAAAAAGGUUUAUUUAUUAAUUCUACAGAAAGCAUGACACAUGUCUGCGCUUUCAGAGUUGGUUGUCCAUUUCGCUGCUCUGAGGAUUCCCUUUUGUGUAAGCGCUGAGAUCAGAGAGCAAGUAAUUGGCACUGAAUAAUGAGAGCUGUGUGUACUAAAUGUAAAGCUGCAUGCUCUAUUUUUUUGUACUGAAAACACACCAUUUCUAUCUAAGGCGAGAAGAAUUCCUUUGAGAUUUCUUGUGUUUGGGUACCCCUUCCGUCCAUUUUAUGUCUUGGUUAAAAAGUGGUUAAAGGAAGUGAUUAGAAUUAAAUAGCAAUUCACCAUUUUUCUACUAGAUGUCAUUCCUGAUCACCUCAGCUGCACGCAAUCCAUAACUUAGUCCUUGCAUCUUUUAAAGACAUUUCCAUAGCAGUAUUCCAUUGCACUGUUCACUUCAUGCAGAUUUCCUAUACUAAGAGAUUGCCAUGUAUAAAUGCUUAGUUAAUAACUGAUAAUCCACUCGAUUGUUGAGAUCUUUUUUAGUUAGGACAGACGUUCUAUAUUAAGUAAGGGAGAGACAAUAAUGAGGACACCAAACAACUGAAUCUGAAUUGGGCUGCAGCUUUUGUAACAAAGCCAAAUUCAACUGGCCGACUGAUUUGUCAAUAGGGCAUUUGUUUCUGUUUUUAUUUGUGACUUUAUGACUGUUUAUAAGAAAAGAACUGUUAUAUAUGAUGAAGGACUAAGGGGCACAGGCCAGUCUUUCUAUAGUUUUAUGAGACUGAAAUAUUCUAGAAAGACUCAGUGCAGUGUUGCAUGAAGCAAGUCAGGAUUCAGUUCUCAAGUUGACAGAAUUGAGAAGGUCUUUUCAAAAUGCUAUAAAUGCAGUACAAGAAGAAAAGAAAAAAGGAAUGAAGCUAAUUAUAUCUGCAAAAUACAAAUGAGCCAAGCUGUUAAUAUAAGAUUUGAAAGGGCAUAUUUCAAAACCUCAAAUCAAAUCUUACUGGUUUGAUCAGUGUUGACUGAUGUGAUUUAUUUCUUGUAAUUAAUUGUAAUACACUGUACAGUACAAUUCCAUAGUAUUUCUAAUGCUUGUUUGAAAUACAUAAUUCUUUUAUCUUGUUUAGAGUAUUUUUAGAAAAUAAUUCAACAUAUUGGCACAUAUGUCGAGGCACUUUUUUACACCACAACCAUUCAGUCUUGUGUCGCUCAGACUUUUGACACUCUGAUGUGGAAAUUAGCUCAAGGUUGUUUCUGUGUUGUCAUCAGUCCCAAAUAAGACAAUGUUUCUGAAAAGAUUUUGCAUGGAGACACUUUUACUCAGAUGUGAAACUAUGAUGUCUUGUUGCAAACAGAAUUCUUGCUGUCACAGAACUUUGGAUCACUUUUUUAUAUAAGAUCAUAACAACAAAGUGGUGUUUAUACUACAAGCUACAAGUUUGUGUUUUGUCUUUUUAGUUUUUUUUUUCUUUCAGAAAAAUGUUUAAAUUUAAUGGUCCAGUUUUAAGAAAGUUUAUAAAAAAAAAUCAUCUGUUACAUUUGGAGGAACCAGGUCUCUUUUUUCUUUGUUUGUUGGCUUUGUGGGGGUGGGGUUAAAGCCAGUGAUUUAUUUAAAGAAUUCCAUAAAUUUUAAAGACAUAUGUAACUAUAUGUGCUAUGUAAUUGAUUUGUUUUAGUGUUGUUUGUGCCUUAUUACUCCAGUGAAUGUGUAUCUUUAUCACUUUUGCAUUAAUCUGCAAUUGUAUCUGUGUUAAACAUUUAUUUUUUGGUUACUCUGGACGUUUGUUGUCACAUUUGUUUCUACUUCUGGCUCAGUAACCCUGUCUGUGUGCCUGUCUUCCUCAUGUUGUCUCAUUCAGUUUACAUCUGUCUGUCUGAAUUUAUGUGCAAACAGGAGUAUAAGCAAGUAUAGAUAAAAAAAUAAUAAUAUUAAAAAACAGUAUUUUAAUACAGUACUAGCUACAGCACAAAAAUACCUCCUAGUUCUUUUAAACAAGAUUUAUUUAACACCAUCAGAGAAAUACUUAACAAUAGAAAACCAUGCUUUUGGGCUGUUGUAUAAUAGUACAAUGGAUUUAUAAUUUCUUACUACCUUUGAGUGUCAGUCAAAAUAAGAAAUUCAGUAUAUUACAUAAAAAUGAUCAUAAUAAUGACAUACGAAUGUCUAAUGUGAUGGACUGGCGUCCUGUCCAGGGUGUACCCUGCCUCUCGCCUACUAAUUGCUGGGAUAAGCUCCAGCUUCCCUGCAACCCUGAAUUGGAAUAACAGAAAAUGAAUGAAUGUGUAAUGCAACAGGAGCCAGAGGUAGAUUCUUUUGAUCACUACUGUUGUAUUUGUUUAAAGUGUUUAAGAUGCAUUAUUUCAAUUUAUGAGUUAAUGCAUCUUAAGUCAAGUUUCAAAUGUUCAUCAUUAAAAUUUUACCACUUAAAAGACAACUGAAAGUCACUUUUUCACAACUUUAACAUUGAUUGUAACAUGCCGUUUUUCUGUGCAUUUGCCAGAAAACACAAUAUUCAUGACAUAAAAAAAUGCUGGCUAUAGUUACGAGGUCUCUGUGUGUAUUAAAUCACUGAAAUAUAAGUUUAUAUAGGCAGUUCAUGACUAUGUGUGACCUACACAGUUCUCAUUGCAUCCUCACAUUCUUGAGUCUUCCUUGUAAAGUUAUAUGUUGUUUUAUUUAACAGGAAACUUAGUGUUGCUUGAUAAUUUAUAAAAAUGAUUCUUUUAUUUAUCUAUCAAUUGAUAAAUAUGCCAUUUUAGUAGCCACCCCUCUAAAGACAGGGUUCUCCAGACCUUACAUCAACUCAAAUUCAGGUAUCAAACAUUGUAAGUCUUUUACUUUUCACUGAUGCAUUGUAUUUACUUCAUAAGUUUAGUAGCAGCAUUGAUAAUUUACUUUAAAUGGGACAAAAUAUUGUAAAAGAUGUACAUAAAAUGUAACAAUGAAACUGAUAUCAAAUCACUGAAUGUCAAACUACUUCUUGCUAGACUGUUCAUAAUGUCCAUAUUCUUUCUGAAUAAACUACCUGACUGUU
Melanotaenia boesemani (Boeseman's rainbowfish) is the source of this 7063-nucleotide messenger RNA. It is a transcript of the gene mgll, whose product is annotated as monoglyceride lipase. The transcript is spliced from 7 exons. Lineage: Eukaryota; Metazoa; Chordata; Actinopteri; Atheriniformes; Melanotaeniidae. Gene Ontology annotation, cellular component: membrane. Gene Ontology annotation, molecular function: lipase activity. The record is from RefSeq and is a predicted model, not a curated record. The coding region runs from base 393 to 1427 and encodes 344 amino acids.